GGCCGAGGGUCGCGAUCAUCCGUAUUCGACACCUUGGCUUUAUAUAGUGGACGCCGCCCGAACGCGCCAAUCUUGGUAUGUGUAUCCCCUGUCUUAGUUCCUGCGCCCGCACAACCCGAUUCCCGAGAGAGCCUCACUACCGACGGUGUACUGAGCUCAGGAUUCGACGGCCUGUCAGUGGCUACCUUGCCCUCUUACCAGUGAAUCCUAUGCGCCUAGAGACGCACGCAUAUACACACUACACAACCGAAGCCGACAAUGUCAUUGGAUACCUCGAUCCCGGGUACUGGAGUCUUCUCGGUGGUACCCGCACCCAAGAAGCCCAAGCGGACUAGGGCGAGCGCAUCAAAGGUUAGGACCGGAUGUCUAACAUGCAAAGCCCGGCAUGUGAAAUGCGAUGAGGCGAAGCCUUCCUGCAAGCGGUGUAGCAAGGACAAACACAAGUGCGAUGGGUAUCCGACGUCACUUCCGAACAAACGCCCGAGCCCGGCAUCAUCAUGCUCAUCCCGUUCGACACCCCCAGUCCGGCGACGGAAUAUCAACUCAGUAAUGCAGCUAUCGCCACCUGUUGACUGGGACGUUUCCGGUACGACCCUCGAGAGGUUAAUGUUCCACCACGUGAACCGAUGUACUGUCCCGGAUUUCGGAACCGCAACACCGCUAGCCAAGCUAUGGAGCAACUACAUCCUACCGCUGGGAUACUACUCCGACUCUGUGAAGCACGCCAUCAUCGCACUCGGCGUAGCUCAUAGGGGAUUUCUGGAGAAUCCCUACUUCGAUGAAGAACCUUCCGAAUCCGCGUUAGCAUUCAACGAUCUAGCCGUCAGGCACUACCGAAAGGCUGUGUCGGAGACCAUACAGAUCAUGGCCGAUCCGUCACCCGUCAACAUUCGGAUCACGCUCAUCUGCUGCCUAGUAUUCGUAUGUUACGAGAUUGUGCGAGGCCAAUACGACAAGGCCAUCCAGCACCUCAAGGCCGGGUCCAAAGUUCUCGAGUCACUUCACCAAGCAGCGAUAUCUAAUCAACGUGACCCGUCGUCCGUAUCGGCCUACGACAGACAGCUAGCAGACACGGUCAAGAAGCACUUUGACCAGUUGUGCGACAUCACAAAUAUGUUCACUUGUGUAGGCAUGGACGCCUCCAUGCUUAUCGAAGACGAGGUUGUCCCCGAUCUAUCUUAUUUUACACAGCCAGAAUCUGAAGACGAGCGCAACACACCAUUCGAAAACGUAUCCGAAGCCCGGUACCGUCUGCACUUUGUCGAGUUGACGUUUUCAGACGCCUUUGACGAUAGCUGGUUCUGCGAAUACGAUAAUUGCUGGCACUCGAGCUCCUCUCCCUGCCAAGCACCGGAGCCUUCGCAAGAAGUGCAGGCCUUGCAGAAGGCGGCGUGGGAUGAGGCAGCGAGGCUUUUCGACGUUUGGUGCUGCCGUUUCGAUCUGCUACAGGAGACACUGCCAGACAAUCUAGAACCCGCGGACUUGAAUGAGUUGAAAGCUCUCCGCUUCUCUCGCAAGAGCUGGGAGAUUUUCAAUGCCCAAGAAGGACCGUGUGCCAUGAAGAACGGCAACAUGGCCGACCUGCACGGACUCGUUGAUAUGGCCGAGGAGAUUGUGGCCGGCAGAGACGGAUUUCCCCGGCCGACGUUUGCGCUCGCAGCAGACAUUGUGCCCUCUCUCUCGUACAUUUGCGCCUUCUGCGACAAUGUUGACUUUGAGCGGAGGAUCGUCGAUGUCCUCCGUGGUAUGAAGCGGAGGGAGGGCAUGUGGGACAGCAGGGAGCUGGCGAAUUUGUAUGAUCUCGUCAUUCAGGCCAAGACCGGCAACCAGUGGAAGGACGAAUACAACUGGGAGACACUCCCCAGCCUUGCGAGGAUGAUGGCAAAUAUGUCGUUGUCUGGUUCGGGGGAUCGAGCGGGGCCGCCUAGUCCUUUGACUUUGCUUUGAGAGUAUGGCAAUGACGGAAGCGUGGAGUUUUGGGUGAUACAA
Colletotrichum phormii is the source of this 1989-nucleotide messenger RNA. RefSeq names its product C6 zinc finger domain-containing protein. Gene Ontology annotation, biological process: regulation of DNA-templated transcription. The record is from RefSeq and is a predicted model, not a curated record. The transcript has 3 exons. NCBI's taxonomy places the organism in Eukaryota, Fungi, Ascomycota, Sordariomycetes, Glomerellales, Glomerellaceae. The coding region runs from base 259 to 1947 and encodes 562 amino acids. Gene Ontology annotation, molecular function: zinc ion binding; DNA-binding transcription factor activity, RNA polymerase II-specific.